Rhododendron vialii is the source of this 2208-nucleotide messenger RNA. Its product is annotated as protein HOTHEAD-like. The record is from RefSeq and is a predicted model, not a curated record. Gene Ontology annotation, molecular function: oxidoreductase activity, acting on CH-OH group of donors; flavin adenine dinucleotide binding. NCBI's taxonomy places the organism in Eukaryota, Viridiplantae, Streptophyta, Magnoliopsida, Ericales, Ericaceae. The transcript has 5 exons. The coding region runs from base 262 to 1968 and encodes 568 amino acids.
AAAUACCAAUUUAUUUUUCUCUAAAAUUGAGAAAUGAGGGUCGGUGUAACAUUGGUAUUAAUAUCGUUCAACGAGCAAGUUAACAACUCUCGGCCCUCUCUUUCAGAGGGAAAAAAAAAGUGGCAGGAAUUAAAAAUUUUCUGAUCAUAAAGGGGCAUUUUGUUUGAUAAUUAGUUUGAUAAUUAAGUGGGAAUUUUGUUUGAAGAAACGCAGAUCCUUGGGAGGUGCUUUUUGCGUUUUGUGAUUUUUUGAUUUGAUCUUAUGGGUUCAAAGCCUUUGUGGGGUUUUGUUUCUGCUGCUCUCCUUGGAAUUCUCCUCCUUCAGUACGGUUCUUGUUUUCCUGAGAAAGGUCCAUAUCCCACGUUCACCCACCAAGCAACAGUGGCACCCCCAGUGUCAUUCUACGACUACAUCAUCAUAGGCGGCGGAACUGCCGGCUGCUCCCUAGCCGCCACCCUAUCCGAACGCGCCACUGUCCUCCUCCUCGAAAGGGGCGGCUCCCCGUAUGGCAACCCCACCAUAUCCAACAUAGCCACCUUCGCCGCCACCCUUGCAAACGUCUCCCCCUCCUCCCCCUCCCAAACCUUCGUCUCCACGGACGGCGUCAUCAAUGCCCGGGCCCGGGUGCUGGGCGGCGGCACGUGCCUCAACGCGGGCUUCUACACCCGGGCCAGCGCCGACUACGUCAGGCGGGCCGGGUGGGACCCGCAGCUGGUCGAGGAGUCGUACGAGUGGGUGGAGAAGAAGAUCGUGUUCCGGCCGCCGAUGCUGCAGUGGCAGUCGGCGGUGAGGGAGGGGUUGCUGGAGGUGGGGGUUUUGCCGGAUAACGGGUACACGUUCGAACAUAUUUAUGGGACUAAAGUUGGCGGGACUAUUUUUGACGAGAAUGGGCAUAGACAUACGGCCGCUGAUUUGUUGGAGUAUGCGGAUCCCAGGCAGAUUACCGUUUAUUUGAAUGCAGUUGUGCACCAAAUCUACUUCGACAAAGGGUUACUGAAGCCAAGAGCUACUGGCGUGGAAUUCAGAGAUAAACAAGGAAACAUCCACAGAGCAUACCUCAAAGUGGGCUCCACGAGCGAGAUCAUCCUGUCAGCAGGAGCCCUAGGAAGCCCACAGCUUCUGAUGCUGAGUGGUAUUGGGCCGAGCCCACAUCUCGUGGCCCACGGGAUCGAGGUGGUGCUGGACCAGCCCAUGGUUGGUCAAGGGAUGUCUGAUAAUCCGAUGAAUGCGGUCCUCGUUCCCUCGCCCCGGCCCGUCGAAGUCUCUCUCAUUCAAGUCGUGGGUAUUACCCGUUUUGAGAGCUACAUCGAGACCGCCAGUGGCUCCCUGUUGACCCUUGUUGGGGCCCGUAGCCUUGGUGAAUUCUUCGCAUCAUUAGCAAAUCAGACAGCCCAGCACUUCACACUGGUUCCAAACGAAAUCAACCCACUUUUGAAUCCGAAUAUCAACGCGGGAGUCAUCCUAGAAAAGACUGCGGGUCCACUCUCAACCGGUCACCUGGAGCUCCUAACCCGGGAUCCGAACGAUAACCCGCAAGUCACGUUCAACUACUUCCAACAUCCACUAGACCUCGAGAGGUGUGUCCAAGGCAUGAGAACCAUAAUUGAGGUUAUAGAAUCCGCGCCUCUUUCAAGUUUCCGGUACCCUGCCUUGUCUGUGCAAACACUCCUUCACCUGAUGCUCACCUUGCCGUUGAACGCACGGCCGCGACAUCUCGAUGCCGCAUUUUCUCUGGAACAGUAUUGUAUUGAUACUGUGAUGACCAUUUGGCAUUACCAUGGAGGGUGUCAAGUGGGACAGGUCGUGGAUCAUGACUAUAAGGUGCUUGGGGUGGAUGGGUUGCGGGUUAUUGAUGGAUCCACGUUUUAUGGCUCCCCCGGAACAAAUCCUCAGGCUACUGUCAUGAUGCUUGGAAGGUAUAUGGGACAGAGAAUCCUGCAGGAGAGGUUUCCAAAUGGGAAGAAGUAGAAAAUGCUAGUACUGAUCCUUGGCUUGUCAAAGAUAACCUAUGUUUGUUAAUUUUGUGCAUUUGUUGGGAUGAAUUUGGGUAAUAAAUUGAGCUUGUAAGUUGUAAUGUUCGUGUCACGUAUUCGAGUGAUACGAAUUUAGUUUUGGUAUUGUGAAGUGUUGCUAUAUAAGCAAAUCAUUAUUUGUUAAUUGGCUUUGAUGUGAUGGACAAAUAAGAAUUUCCUGGAACAGGAUCAAUUA